AUGAUGCGACUAUUCUAUAACCCGCAGUCACGCGGACGCGGACCGAAGACGGUUCCCACGGAUGAUAUCAUCCCACUUCGCUUUUGGGAUACAGCCCUGUGUAUGCGAGGCACUGUUAUAGACAUCUCCCUGAAGUUCGAUGAUUGCUUGGAUAUAUCCAAGAUUCGAGCCGCUUUGGAUGAGCUGUUCAAGUUGGAUAAUUGGAAACAGGUUGGGGCUCGGCUGCGCGAGCACGUAUGUGAUCUCCUUUUUGCCUUUGUCGGGUUGAACCGUAUUCGUACUGAUUUCAUAUCCCCCCCUCAGAAUGGAAAGCUCGAAUACCAUAUUCCACAGUCCUUCGACUCAUCGAGACCAGCUUAUCACUUCACCAACGUCGAACAUUCGAUGAACAUUGGUGACCACCCACUUGGCAAGAAGCUCCCUCAAGCAAGCGACAAGCCUAUGGUUUAUGGCUCCCCCGAUGAAUUUACCCCUCUCGUCUGCGGCGUGGAUAGCCCGACAAGCUUAGACGACUGGAUUCACUCCGAUAGACCUCAGUUUUCCAUCCACACGGUCAGCUUCAACGAUUCUACAAUUAUUACUGUGACGUGGAUCCAUACACUGGCCGACGUGAUGGGUUUGAAGAUAUUUCUUGAUGCGUGGACAGCAAUGCUCAGAGGCGACCCAACCGCUGUCCCAAAGCUGGAAGACUUCCGAUCAGAUCCGCUGUCUCUCCUCGGACAACGAACACCAGCAAACAAGUACCAUUAUUAUGACCGUGUAUUUGCUCGAAAGGACUUUUUCUGGUUCAUUGGGAUGAAUAUUCUGGAAAGACUAUGGUACCGACAAGAGGAACGGCGCACAAUUUGUUUACCCGCUGCAUCGUUGAAGCACCUUCGCUCCAGAGCGAUGGACCAAAUCUCGGCCAUAUCACCCACUGAUAAAGAGUCGGCACCUUUCGUCAGCGAAAGUGAUGUCCUGCUGGCAUGGUGGGUAAGUACAGUUCAUAGCGCAUUGGCCCUUCGGCCUGAUCAAGUAAUUCUGGUCAACAAUGCGUUGAAUUUGCGGACAUCAACCCAUGAUGCAUUUGAAACAUCAGAGGAUAUGUAUAUGGGCAAUGCCUUGUGUAUGUCGCCUACCUUUCUCUCCGGAAGGCAGAUCUCUGAAGAGUCACUUGGCCAGAUUGCUCUACGAAUCAGAGAGUCGUUGGUACAACAGCGGACGACGGAGCAGGUUGAGGCAAUGACUGCAUUGCAGAUGGAGACAAUGGAGACAACGGGGUAUCUAGCGUUGGUCGGUGACCCUCGAAUGUUGCUCCUGUCAUGCUCCAAUUGGAAUAAAGCCCGCCUCUAUGAUAUGGAUUUCUCCUCUGCUGUGGUGCGGAAAUCACCGAGCGCAGAUAUUGAUCGAUUGCGGGCCCCUGGUAAGCCUACAUACGUCAACGGGGUUCAGCACUCAGCCAACUCGUUCCGGAAUGUGCUAUCGGUGAAAGGAAAGGACUCGGCUGGAAACUGGUGGUUGACAGGUGUACUGCGCACGAACGCAUGGAAGCGCGUUCAAGCCCAACUGGACAUGAUAGAUACGAUCUAG
This is a messenger RNA of Penicillium cataractarum, 1569 nucleotides long. Its product is annotated as Transferase. The record is from RefSeq and is a predicted model, not a curated record. NCBI's taxonomy places the organism in Eukaryota, Fungi, Ascomycota, Eurotiomycetes, Eurotiales, Aspergillaceae. The transcript has a single exon. The coding region runs from base 1 to 1569 and encodes 522 amino acids.